Symbiodinium necroappetens is the source of this 4281-nucleotide messenger RNA. The record is from the annotation of a GenBank genome assembly. NCBI's taxonomy places the organism in Eukaryota, Dinophyceae, Suessiales, Symbiodiniaceae.
AUGGCUGCCUUGGCAGCCGAGGCAGGAGCCGGUGAACUCGACUACCUGCAAGGAUGGCGCACAGCAGACUCGGCCGAGGGCUACACCAAGCUCUUCUUCAACCAUGGCAACGUUUGCGCCCAGGCUUUUAUCGUUCGCGCCGUGGGCUCCGGGUUUAUGGUUUGCUUGCCUACCGGGGUUUUCUCCGAAGAGGAGUUGAGCGGGUUCCAGGCGGAGGGUUACCCUGGGAUGUUUGGUCCCCACUUCGUUACCUCAGUGCCUGCUGUUUCAGUGUCCGGCCGCGAGCUCAAGAAGACCGUUGUCUGCCUGCUCAUCGACGUGGCCGCCGAGGGCAUCGACAGGCUGCAAGAGGACCCCUUUCCCGACCUCGAGCUCAAGGUGUUUGGCACCCAGCGCUUGCAGAGUGUAUGGCCUCAUCGAGUCCGCGUUCUCGAAGCACUGGCUGGCUUUUUGGACGGCUCCGCGGCAGACCCUCCCGACCGCUUGGAUGCGUACUUCACUUGCGGCUCCGAGGGCGAACCUCUUCCUUUGCCGGCUCCCGUGGCGAACGAGGCGGUCCAGAACGACGUCCUGCAGCAGCUGUUGAUGCACGCCACCACUCAGGCAGAGGCCCUUGCAAGCCUCAACACCAGGCUUCUGUCUUUAGAGACUCCGGUGGUGGCAGCUCCCGAAGCGCCGCCGGCGCCCGCCGCAGCCCCGGCUUUGGGAGGUGGUGGAGUACCUCAGUGGGCACCCCAGCUCUUCAGCGAGGGCGCCAAGGCUCAGCUUCCGGAGGAGCAGCUUCACAGGCUGCUGCAGCUCGCCGGCAAAGGACCCCAGAGGUUGGGCGACUUAGCGGGGCCCAGCGCCGCUCCUGCGAAACCAGGGGCUGCCCAGCUUUACCUAGGGGCCGCAGCCAAGGCUGCUCCUGCACCCCACCCCGCGGGGGGCGUGGAGCCGCUGGCCGAGGAUGCCGUGGAGGCCGACGCCAACGAGGAUGUCGAGGACGAGGGGCGUGCACUAGCAAAGGUUCUCAGCCAGCAGACCAAGCUUCUAGCAGCGCUUGUGGCCAGCACCACCAAGAAAUCCUCGGAUCCGCUGAGCAUUCUCGGCGGCGGCGGUGCCGACGAGGAGACCAAGGUUCCGGGGAUCCGCGGUAUGGCCGCACGCCAGCUCUUGAAGGAUCAGAUCCACAAGGACCCCUUGAAAGUCUACCACAAGGUGCGCGAAAGAUUGGCGCAGGCCAGGAGGAAGGGCAGCACGGCUGCCCUAGAACCUCGGGACAUGUUUUAUCAUUUCCAGGAUGUUGUUCCCCUCGGCCACUACAAGACCCUCACAUACUUCGCCUUCCUUCUUUGCGACGCUUGGGAGGCGAUGGAGCAGGGGAGGUCCGAGGAGGUCAUGAGCCUGAUCAGCCUCGGCCUGGUGUUCGCCGAACAGGUGGCCAACGAAGGCGGGGCCACUCGACUCGGGUGGCUCCUCACGUUUCGCGACGACCCGCCUUUCAGUUUGGUGGAGCAGAGGCGAGCGCCGAGGAGCGAAGUCCCACACGGGCUCCUGGCCGACCCAAGGUGGGUUACGGCCAACCUAGCCUACCUGAAGGAUGUGGAAAGCAUCCAAGAUCGGACGGCCAAGAGCCACCAAUCUCAGCAGCCGGGAAGCUCGAGCACCACGACAACACCUGGCCCAGGAGAGCAAAAGGGAGGCCGUGGAGGAAAGCGCGGCCAGAAGGGACGGGAUCCACCGGAGUUUGCUGAGGGCUCGUACUCGCCUGUCUUCUUUUAUUCAUUCUUCUUUGUCAAGUUCGCAACCCGUUUCGGGACCAAGCUCGGUGGCCGGCGCUUGGCGCGGUGGCACCGCCGGCACUACAUCAGGUUGGAGGCAAUGGCCUCUACGUGGAUCCGCUUGGGGUCUGGUGGUACAGCAGCUGCCGCCCGUGAGCCGGAAACCGCUUUUUCCGCCAACGUGACAAAGGCCAAGCUCGCAACGGUCAGUAAGCCCAUCGAUCCCUCUCGGCUCUCCUUUGACGAGGCCCCCAGGUUCCAGGCCGAGAAGUUUCUUGUGGACCCAUUGUUGCGAGCUGGCUUUAGAGAUCCCCGGAUUUUCCGCCGGCAUGAGGACGAGUGGCCUCGGCCAAAGGUUGCCCGAGUACAAGCUCCUUUAGACAAACAGCUUCAACUUUACAAGAAGUGGGACGAUGUCGAGUGCCUAUAUCUGGUUCCCGCUUCCUCGUCGGAGUAUCGGUAUCGUUGUGGUUUGUUCAGCGUCUAUAAGAGCGACACCCUGGACAGGCAGCGGCCAGCCAUGUGUAUCCUGACACAAGUCUUUCACGAGGGCACCGGUUGUCGCGCGAAUGAGAUAUUUUGCCUCUCGCAGGCGGAGUGUGCGCCGCCCGAGUUUCAACUACGGCUAGCCUGGAACUGCUUAGGUUUUGACGUUGCGGAUGGACCACGCGGAGACAUCAUGCAGCAGCAGACUCUACUGCACAUCGUCGGGUUGAUAGCCCGAAACAGCUUCGCGACGCGCAGUGGCUUCAUCCUGCAUCUUUGUGCAGCUUAUGGGCUGCUUUGUUCCUGUGAGCAGCCGCGUGGGUCGGUCAUGUUCCGGUUGGAUUGCUUCAGAAGGCUCAAGGCUCGUGGCUUUGUCGAGGUGGACUUUUGCCUUUGUACUUACGGCUCACCCUUCAUGACGCCUUCGCGGUGGCUCGCCAACAACACCGACUUACUCAAGAUGCGAGGCACGUGCUCUUGCCCCUUGAAGGACAAACAUUUGCGAGUUGGGCCCACGUUCUCAGCUGACAACAUAGUUCAGUUUCGGCGGCUUUGCAGACCCAGUAGCCUGGAGGUUUUUGGCCGUGAUCCCAAGCCCGGUGAAGCCUUGUGCAAGUUCUCCGGUAUGUGCCCCUUGCCAGCGGCUAAGCACCUGCUAGACCUGCAGCUCCCCGCCAUCAAUGAACUGAAGGCCCGUACAGUCACCUUGAGUCGGCCUGCUCAUCAGCCCCCUCGUUGGGUUGCAGACUUGGGUCAUUGUUUGGAUUGGAGGACCAUUAUCCAGUAUCGUUUCCGGCAGCUGAACCAUAUCAACGUGAACGAAGAACUCAGCUACCGCAGCCUUGUGAAGCUCUUGGCCAAGACACAAGCUCAAAGUCGGUUCGGGGUGUUGCUCGACAGUCGUGUGACGAUCGGUUGCAAUGCGAAGGGCCGGUCGAGUAGUGCCACUAUCACUGCGGUGUUCGGCCGCUGUGGCUGGAAAGAUUGCUGCGGGGCGAUUACAGACACUUCGACCUUGUGCGACGUGCUGACGACUGCUCAGGAGCGCCGCCAGGACUUUCUGGUUGCCCGAUCUGAGGUCAACUUAGAUGCUACUGGAGGCCUCAGCAGCCUGGUGGCUCAGCGCCGCGACAAAUUCUUUUCAAAUUUCAGUGCUUGGGCCGAGGGCCAGUUGCAGUGUCAGUUCUCCCAGUUGUGCGGUUCAGGGCUUCUUCUCAGCACGACGUUAGUCGCCUACGGCAAGUACCUCUUCUACUCUGGGUCUCCCAAGUACGUUUUCUCAGAAACAAUCAAUAGCUGCACCGAUCGCUUCAGACAUUUUCGCAGCUACUUUGCGGCUGCCUGGGGUGUGCUGUCUCGUUGGGAAGAGGAAGAACCACAAGAGCGAUCUAUGAUUAUCCCUGAAGCCGUUUACAAAGCAGCGAUCACUGUGGCUCUGCUUUGGGGCUGGCCCUUCUUUACGGCUGCUCUGCUUUUGGGUUUUCACGGGCUUCUUCGUCCUGGCGAAUUUCUCAAGCUUCGAAGGAGGGACCUCAUCCUUCCACGCGAUCUACUUACCAGCACUCCCAUUGCGUAUGUCCGCAUUCUGGGAUCAAAAACAAAGCGGUUUCUGCAACGCCAGCAUGCCAAGGUCUCUGAUGUCCUCGCUGUUCGGUUUCUUGAAGCUUUGUACGGUUCUACUCCGAGUGCUGAGCCUCUGUUCAACUGUUCACCAGCCGUCUUCCGCCGCCGAUGGAAUUGCGUGUUCCAGCACUUAGGCGUGCCGACUGGUGACAACGAGCAAGGAAUCACUCCUAAGUGCCUUAGAGGCUCUGGUGCUACAUGGCUUUAUCAGCUGACUGAGGACAUUGGACGGAUUCAGUGGCGCGGCAGAUGGCAACAAAGGCGCACCCUUGAGCACUACUUGCAGGACGUGGCAGGGCAGCUCUUGCUGACCGACCUGACAGAGAGUCAGCGCUCCGCUGUGCUCGAGCUGGCGCCUUUUGCAGCUUCCCUUCUGAGCCUUUACGAGUCGAAACUUCUUCGGACUUAG